AUGGACUUAAAGAUCAACAAGAAACGGAGGAGGAGAGGGAUGGAGGAUCAGUUGAGGAUUAGAUGGGGCAAUCUGACUUUGGCCAAUGCAUUGGAUAUAGGGGAUAAGUUGAUGGUGAGGGAGACUUGUGGGAGUGGAGGGGAUGUUGAUAGUAUGUGGGACGUGACUGUCAAUUGCAUCAAGGAGGCAGCUAGAGAGGUGUUGAGGGUCUCGAGAGGCAGCUCGGGCAAGCACCAAGGAGAUGAUGGUGGAACGACGAGGCUCGCCAAGGUUAGAGAGAUAGGGGCUCAGAACCUGGAUCAGGUAAAGUGUAUUAAGGAUGUGGAUGACAAAGUUCUGGUAGAGGAGGGUCGUAUUAGGAAGAGAUGGCAGUCUUACUUUUAUAAGCUCCUGAACAAAGGAAGGGAUACUAGUAUUGUGUUGGGGGAUUUGGAGCAUUUUGAGAGGUUUCGUGAUUAUGGUUAUUAUAGACGCAUUGAGGUUGAAGAGGUUAAAGGGGUUAUUCGCAGGAUAUGUAGAGGUAGAGCGACAGAGCCAGAUGAGAUUUUGGUGGAUUUUAAGAAGUGCACAGGAGGGGCAGGGCAAUCGACUACUGAAGCCAUCCAUCUCGUCAGAGAACUGGUGGAGCAGUAUAGGGAUAGAAAGAAGGAUUUUCAUAUGAUGUUUAUCGACUUAGAGAAGGCCUGUGAUAGAGUUCCUAAGGAGGUUCUUUGA
Capsicum annuum is the source of this 714-nucleotide messenger RNA. RefSeq lists its product as uncharacterized. NCBI's taxonomy places the organism in Eukaryota, Viridiplantae, Streptophyta, Magnoliopsida, Solanales, Solanaceae. The record is from RefSeq and is a predicted model, not a curated record. The transcript has 3 exons. Bases 1 to 714 code for a protein of 237 amino acids.